Messenger RNA from Lutra lutra (Eurasian river otter), 7595 nucleotides. It is a transcript of the gene L3MBTL1, whose product is annotated as L3MBTL histone methyl-lysine binding protein 1. NCBI's taxonomy places the organism in Eukaryota, Metazoa, Chordata, Mammalia, Carnivora, Mustelidae. Gene Ontology annotation, cellular component: nucleus. The record is from RefSeq and is a predicted model, not a curated record. The transcript has 19 exons. Gene Ontology annotation, molecular function: protein binding; zinc ion binding. The coding region runs from base 1620 to 3881 and encodes 753 amino acids. Gene Ontology annotation, biological process: regulation of DNA-templated transcription.
UUUAGCGAAAUGCAGUCAAUUAAGAGUUUUUCAUUAAUACGACGGAGGGUGUAGAGGGCGGGCUUUGAGGUUUCUUAGGAAAUGGGUCAUUUGGCAAACUUUCUUUUUCCUACCAUUGAUUUCCGAUUUUUAUAACGGGAAAUGGGAUUAUUACUAUUUUGCCAUAAAGAGAAAGAAUAAAAAGAAUUCCGCCAUUUUGGCGUCUUAAAAAGUAACCGUUGCGCGGAAUUGACGGGUGAGUGGCCGCCCACCCGCUGCCCUGUGUGCUGGUUCCCCGAGGAAUCGCGGGCGGUGGUCCCGACCCGGAGCUGGCUUGCCCCCCCUUCCGUGUCCCGGCCGCAGCUGCGGGGGGGAGGCCCCAAGUUUGCGGCGCUCAGUCUGGCCGGGGCUCUGAGUGUGUGUUGCUCCCCACCCCCAACCACCUAUAGCCAGGGCUUUUAUUGAGCGUCCGUUGUAUACGAGGCCUUGAAGGGCAGGCAGUUGGGAGGAACCUUAGCAGAGAGACGACGAGAAAAUAAACAGGGACAUCCUCAUGCAAUAAAUAUUUAUUGAACAUGUGCUAUGCCACAGACACCGCUCUGGCCCGGGGAACCAAAUGGGUAUUUUGGGUUAGGUUCCUUGGAACCAGACUCCCAGAGGGAGAUGUGAGCGCAGGUUUACUGGAGUGCCCUUGGGAAUAUCACCUGUAGGACAGGGAAGACAGCAAGGUGGUGGGCAGAAGUUAAACAGCCAAUGGCCUGGGACAGGCCCCAGCCUGUCCCAGGGGAAGCUCUGGAGUGGACAAGGGGGGCGCUGCUGACAUAAUCUCAGAUUGAGGCUAGGGGGCGAGGUCUUUAUUCCCCUUAUCAGCUGGUCUAACAGGAUGGCUGCUUCCAGGAGAGGGCACUUGGGCGAGGCAGCUCCCCUGGCUAAGGGCAGUUCCCAGAGAAGCUGAGGAUUGCCCCCUGACAACCUGCAGGGCAGCUGGGACCUCCCACUUUAUCCCCUCCUGGAGGAGUCCCUGAACAGCAUGGGGGGUGGGGGGCUGGGGAUCGAAUUCCAGCCCCUAAGGCAAGAAUGGCUAAACCUUUUAUGGAUUUCAGUACCGUUGUUUUACACUGUUGACCACUUUUUACUCGCAGCUCUCUGAUUCAUUCAUUCACUGCCGAUUUGAGCGGGCCUGUCAGGCUUUUUGCACGUCAGCAGCUUUGUUCCAUCCCUGGGGGAGACAGACAAGUUAAUGCAUAGUUAGACUGUGGUGGAGUGGAGUACAGCCGAGGGGAUGAUUAACUUUGUUUGGGGGUGGAUUCUGGGAAAGCUUCAAAGAAGAGGUGUCACUCAAGCUGGAUCUGGGAGGAUGAUUAAGAUAUUUCCAGACCUAUGGGAUGUGGAGAGGUGUGUGCAGAGGACAGAGGAGUGGGGUUCUGAGGGUGUGAUCAGGCCGUAGGGUAGGAGUAGAUGGCUUCCUACCACGUGGCUUGGGCCUGGGAGCCAUUUCAGACUGCUUGUGCUGCUGUAUGUACCGAGUGAGACGAUGUUUAUGAAAAUGCUGCAUGAGCUGCAAACACAAGGGGUAGCAGCGGGAGAGGAAGAGUGAAUUCAGAUCACAGAGAAAGCAGUUACGGGCCUCAGAAAAACUCAUGGUCUGGCUGGGGAGGAAGGACAUGGAAGCAGUGGGUGCCGUGAGCCAGGAAGCCACAACUUGUAGGCCUACCAGGAUGGAGGGGAAUGCCGAAAUGGAGAUGCUGAGGACACUGAAGGGGCCCUCCACAGGAGAGGUCAACGUGCACCUGGUGGCCAGAGACAGCCCAGGUUCCAGCUCUCACCUGCCCACUACCGCCUUCAUCAUCCCAGCCGGCUCGGCCACCCUUGGCCUGCCCAACAGUGCCCUGGAUGUUUCCUGUUUUCCACGGGAGCCCAUCCAUGUGGGCACUCCGGAGCGAGUGGCGGGCAGCGUACCUGUCACGGCCACCGUUCUGCCGCAGUUAAGCCCCGGGCCUGCGGCCAGCUCCGGCGCCACCUCAGUGCGGCUCCUGGAGUGGACGGAGGCCGCGGCCCCGCCUCCUGGGAGCGGCCUGCGGUUCCGGAUAAGCGAGUACGCACCGCUGAACAUGGUAGGAGCGGAGCAGCCCCCGAGUCCAGAGCUACGGCCCGAAGGUGUGGCCGAAUAUGAAGAUGGCGAGGCCCCGGCGGGAGGUGGCGAUGCGGGCACCCAACAGCCGGCGGACCUCCCCCAGGAUCCUCCAGAAGAUUCCCCCCAGGAUCCCCCAGAAGAUGAUGGCACCUGUCAGUGCCAGGAGUGUGGACCUCAGCAAAGCGCGGUUCCAGAUCCUGUUGGUUCCUCCAAUGAUGACUGCCCGCCGCUGUUCCAAGAGCGGUCAGUCAUAGUGGAGAACUCCUCAGGCCAGAACUCCUGCACCAGCGCUUCUGAGCUUCUCAAACCCAUGAAGAAGAGGAAGCGCAGGGAAUACCACAGCCCCUCAGAGGAGGAGUCAGAGCCUGAGGCCUUGGAGAAGCAAGAAGAAGGAAAGGAUCCAGAGGGACAGCCGGCUGCUAGCACCCCAGAGAGUGAGGAGUACAACAACAGCCAGUCUGCAUCAGGGGAGAAGAAAGAAGGCUGGUCGUGGGAGUCCUACCUCGAGGAGCAGAAGGCUGUCACUGCCCCUGUCAGCCUCUUCCAGGACUACCAGGCAGUCACUCAUAAUAAGAAUGGCUUCAGACCGGGCAUGAAGUUGGAAGGCAUCGACCCUCAACACCCGUCCAUGUACUUCAUCCUCACCGUGGCCGAGGUGUGUGGCUACCGCCUACGUCUGCACUUUGAUGGGUAUUCCGAGUGCCAUGACUUCUGGAUCAAUGCCAACUCCCCUGACAUUCACCCGGCCGGCUGGUUCGAGAAGACUGGACAUAAGCUGCAGCCCCCCAAAGGUUACAAGGAGGAGGAGUUCAGCUGGGGCCAGUACCUGCGCAGCACACGAGCUCAGGCCGCCCCCAAGCACCUGUUCAUGAGCCAGAGCCACAGCCCCCCACCCCUGGGCUUCCAGGUGGGCAUGAAGCUGGAGGCAGUGGACCGCAUGAACCCGUCCCUCGUCUGCGUGGCCAGCGUGACCGACGUGGUGGACAGCCGCUUCCUAGUGCAUUUUGACAACUGGGAUGAUACUUACGACUACUGGUGUGACCCCAGCAGCCCCUACAUCCACCCGGUGGGCUGGUGCCAGAAGCAAGGAAAGCCCCUCACCCCUCCACAAGACUACCCAGACCCUGAUAGCUUCUGUUGGGAGAAGUAUCUGGAAGAAACCGGGGCGUCUGCUGUGCCCACCUGGGCCUUCAAGGUGCGGCCCCCACACAGCUUUCUGGUCAACAUGAAACUAGAGGCCGUGGACCGCAGGAACCCAGCCCUGGUGCGCGUGGCCAGCGUGGAGGACGUGGAGGACCAUCGGAUAAAGCUCCACUUUGAUGGCUGGAGUCACGCCUAUGACUUCUGGAUUGACGCCGACCACCCAGACAUCCACCCUGCGGGCUGGUGCUCCAAGACAGGACAUCCCUUGCAGCCUCCUCUCCGACCCAGAGAGCCCAGCUCUGCCUCCCCCGGGGGCUGUCCCCCUCUCAGCUGUCGGAGCCUGCCACACACCAGGACCUCCAAGUACAGCUUUCACCACCGGAAGUGCCCCACUCCUGGUUGUGAUGGUUCCGGACACGUCACAGGCAAGUUCACAGCUCACCAUUGCCUCUCGGGCUGCCCGCUGGCUGAGAGGAACCAGAGUCGGCUGAAGGCGGAGUUAUCCGACACAGAGGCCUCGGCCCGAUUGGACGCCCUCCUAAAUACCGGAAGAUCCCACAGGAAGAUUUCCCAAGUAAGUCCCGAGUCCUCUACUGCCAUGCCCUCCACACCGUGUUCACAGUGAGUGCUUAGUGAUUGCUGGGAUGAGUCACCAGGGGACCCAAAGGGGACAAGUGGAAGGGAGGCCGCCUCUUCCUUUCAGGCCCUUGGAGAGCACAGAGCAGAGGCGAGAGCUCAGGAGUCCCUUCAGGUUCCAGCCCCACUUCACUGGAGACUCUGUUGUGAGUCUCUGAGCCUCAGGCUCCCCACUGUGCAGCAGGAGGAGGCCCCCAGCUCUGCUCCUUCUGGGAGGGAGGCCUGGCUUGCACUGUCUAGCUGCGUGACCCUAAGCAAGUCACUUAAUAUCUCCGAGUCUUAGUCUCAUUUGAAGACAUGACUAAUACUUCUUUCGGGUAUCAAGUACCUAGAAUAACUACUUACUUACUUACUUACUUACUGCGUACCUACUGUGGGCCCAGCACUGUCACAGGCACUCUACAUACACGGUCGCUGACCCUCACAGGCAUCCUAUAACAUGGACACCAUUCUCUUCUGCUGAGAAAAGAGGACUGGGAGGCUCAGAGGGCGAAGUCACUCGACUUUUAAGGGGUAGAGCUGGGAUUCAGACUCGGGUCUGACUUCUGCCCUGUGCCACUGGUGUAACAGAGUGGAAGCACCUAGCCAGAUGUCAGUUACCCCUCCAGCUCCUUUGUCUUAGCUUGGGUGCCACAACCAAGUACCACAGACUUGGCCGCUUAACUCACAGAAAUUUAUUUUCUCACACUUCCAGAGGCUCAAAGUCCCAGAUCAAGGUAUCCACAGGGUUGGUUUCUUCUGAGACCUUGCUCCUGGCUCGCACAUGGCCACUUUCUCGCCGUGUCCUCCCGCAAUCUACCCCCUGUGCGUGUGUGCUCCCGGUGUCUCUGCGCAUGUCCAAAAUUGCUCUUCUUGUCAGGACACCAGAUUGGAUGAGAGCCCACUCUGAUGGCCUCGUUUGAACUUAGUCAUCUGCUGAAAGACCCUGUCUCCCAGUACAGCUGACCCUUGAACAAAGGGGUUUGAACUGUGUGUGUCCACUUACAUGUGAAUUUUUUGUAGCAUGUACUGCCAAUGUAUUUUCUUUGGGAUUUUCUUAAUAACGUUUUCUUGUCUAGCUUCCAUUAUUGAAAGAAUACAGUAUAUAAUCCAUAUAACAUAGAAAACCUAUGGUAAUUGUAUAUGACGUUGGUAAGGCUCCCAGUCAACAGUGGGAUGUUAGCAGCGAAGUUCUGGGGGAUGUCAAAGUUCUACGUGGACUUGACCGCAUGGUCAAGGAUUAACUGUAUAGUCCCAUUCAGGGGCUUUGGGGGUUAGGUCUUCACCAUGUGAAUUUGGGGGGAACACAGUGAACCUCAUAGCAUGUUCCAAAGGGAGGGACAGGGUGACUGAGCUUCCCGUUGGGUGACAGAUUGACCUCACGGCUUCAGGCACUGGCACAGGGCCUGACACACAGCAGGCGUGCUGGCGAUCUCACCUCAGUCGAGUGGAAUGCCCUUGUCUUUGAGGCCAGAAGAGCGGGUGGGAGAGCACUUAAGCACUUAAGCUAUUCCAGUUCUUCAGGAACAGUCUCUGCAACCUGGGCGGUAUCUAUGAUGGUGGUUAAAAGCACAGCCCUGGAGCCAGACGGCCUUUUAUGGGCUGUGAGACCUCGGGCAGGUGACCCCCUCUCUGAGCCUCGGGGGGCUCAUUUGUGCAAUGCUGAUAAUACGCCCACCUCAGAAGGCAGUUGGGCGCUUAAAUGAAAAGGUCAAGUAAAGGGCUUAACACCAGUCCCUACUGGUAUUAUUAGCCCUGAGUGUGGCUGACCUCCUCGUGCUGCCAGUCCAUACUCUUCUUGGUGGAAGCAGAAGGCACGUCCUGCAGCUUCGGGCUUGAGUGAGGAGGGGCUUGGCCAGCCUCUCAGGCCCCCAGGGUGAGGACUUCUGGGGAUGGGACUGUAGUGGGCACCUUUUCUACCCUCUAUGGGACGGACACCUGGCCAGCUUGCCGUGUUCUGACCACCAGAGGGCGUGUGCUAAUUAUUAAUUAAUUCCAGAAGCAUCCUGAGAACUUAAGUCUUUUCAGAGACUGAGGCUGCAGCCCAGAGAGGGUGAAGAAGGGCUUAUCCAAUAAUAUAAUAAUAACAACAACAACAAUAAUAAUGCUAUGGACUAAAUGUUUGUGUCCCCCCACAAAUUCAUAUGUGAAACUGAAUCCCCAGUGUGACGGUAUUAGGAGGUGGGGCCUUGGGGAGGUGAUUAGGUCAUAGGGGUGGAGCCCUCAUGAAUGAGAUCCGGGCCCUUAUAAAAGAGACUUCAGAGGCUCCAGUGCUCCUUCUGCCAAGUGAGACCCCGUGAGAAGUUGGCAAUCUGUUAGCCAGGAAGUGGGCCUUCACCGUAUACCAAAUCUGCUGGUGCCUUGAUCUUGGACUUCCCAGCUGCCAUGACUGUCAGGAAUAUGUUUCCGUUGUUUAUAAGGCCAAAAAAAAAAACCCCAAAACAAAAAACAAACCUUAGCAGGUUCUGACCGGCCCCAAGUCAGUUUGCAGUUCGAUAAGACACCCCGACUGCAUGUGAGAGCUCCUGUCCCAUGCUCUGGGGGAGAAAGAUAAGGAACAAAGCUCCCUACAGCCUCGUGGCCUUGUCCCCCAAGACUCCUCCACCUGUACAUGGAGAACCAGAAACAGGACCUCAAAGGCAGGAGGCCAGACCUGUGGCCAGGAGACAAAGCGCUGGGGCGGAAGCGGGCAGGGGAGAGGCUGCCGGGGCCGCAGGUGGGAGAGCUGGCUGAGCAGUGCACGGUGGCAGCUUCCUCGUGGUGCCCAAGGCGGGGCCCUCUGGGGCCAAUAAGCGGAGACGGCAGAGAAUGGCACAUGGGGCUGCCGAUAGGAUCCCAGAGGCUUGGAGGGUGGCUGCGAAGUGCAGAGUUGAGGUGAAAGGCUGAAGCUUAGGGGCCGAAGGGUCAGGGAAGGACAGUCUGUGACGAGCAGGGGAGGCCCCAUGAGAAGGGGGUGGUGGCGAGCUACAGCCGCGUGUCCAGAACCAAUGCCCCGUGAACAGGAAAGAGGCAGCUCUCUUGGACUGUUAGAGGCAGGGCAAGCCCCUUGGGACAGUGACCACGUGGCUCCAGGCCUGCCGAGGCUAGUGAGGGAGACAGGGGCCAGGCUUGUCAGAGCAGCCAAAGGUAACUGAAGUCCAGGCAGGCGGGCGCCAGGCCUGGCCAAGAAGGAGGCCCAGCAGAGCGGCGUCCCACAGGAGACCCUGUAGCAGCCGAGGCUGAAGGCCAGGAGCCGGGACUGCAGGCAGAGCGGCAGGUGGCAGGUAGCGUGGAGGUGGCGAGCAGGUCCGCGCAGGCAGCGGGCAAACUGGACCAGGCUCGGGUGAGCACAGGGGAGAGGACGGGAGCCGGGGGCAGUGGCUGAGGCUUCCAGGCUGGGUUCCCGCACAGAAUCCCCCCGGGCCCCCACCGGUGGGUCGGGGCCCCGAAGGUCUCAGGAAGAGGAGGGCAAACCGAAUGGGCUUCUGCUGCCAGGGCUGAGCUCCUUGGCGGGUGGAGGCCGUUCUGCUGCGGGGCAUCUAGAGAACAGUCAGGAAUGCUACAGCAUCUCCUCAUGGGGCCCAGGGUGAUGUAGCCUCAGAGAGAGGGGGCUGUAGUCACUCCUGACAGCUGAGCCCCAGAAGUCUGUGAAGCGAGGGCCUUACCUGACCAGGGGGAGCGAGCAGUGCGUGAGGGCUCCCAUCGCCCUCCCUCUUGGCUCUGCAAGACUCUCAGAAAGGGGCUU